Schistosoma spindalis is the source of this 3128-nucleotide messenger RNA. NCBI's taxonomy places the organism in Eukaryota, Metazoa, Platyhelminthes, Trematoda, Strigeidida, Schistosomatidae. The record is from the annotation of a GenBank genome assembly.
CACUCUUUUCAAGGAUAUGCGCUUUUGGAUAGUUGUUAUCACUGUAGCACAUAAUUUUCUGUGUCACGCUUUGUGUGCAUUGUCUAAAUGUGGUAACCUUCGUCGACUGGUUUGGAAUAUCUUUGACUAAGCUUUUAAUUCCAACUUCAAUUUUAAGUUCAUCGAAAUAUUUCUUAUUUCUAUCUCUAUUAUUAUCUUAUAAACAGGAUUCGCUUAUGCUAUCAUUUAUCUUCGAUAAUCAUACUUUUUGAAAUAUUUUGAACUACAGGUGAAGUUUCUGUAAAACAAAGUUAGCUAUAUGCAUAAAAGCUCUAUAUCUCGAAUACGUAGUGCACCAACUCAAAGACAUAGUGGAGUAAAUCUUGAUGGAUUAUCUGCAUACUCUACUUUGUCCAACUACGAUGUGCAAGGGUCCAUUGGACAAGGUCAGUUUUCAAUCGUAUGGAAAGCGUUUCACAUUCCGUCCCGUCAGACAGUUGCUAUGAAAAAAAUUAAGAUAUUUGAAAUGGUCGAUGCAAAAGCACGUCAAGAUUGUAUAAAAGAGAUAGACCUAUUGAAAAGAUUAGAUCAUCCAAAUGUCAUUCGUUAUUUGGCAUCCUUUGUGGAGAAUAAUGAAUUAAUUAUUGUUUUGGAACUUGCAGAUGCGGGUGACCUAUCUCACAUGAUUAAACAUUUUAGAAAGAAAAAACGAUUAAUUCCUGAAAAAACUAUUUGGAAGUAUUUCGUUCAGAUUAGUAGUGGAUUGGAGCAUAUGCAUUCGAAACGUAUCAUGCACCGAGAUAUCAAGCCCGCCAAUGUGUUUAUCAAUGCUAAGGGUCAGGUGAAACUAGGAGAUCUUGGAUUGGGGAGAUAUUUUAGUUCAAAGACUAUAGCAGCUCACUCCUUAGUUGGUACACCUUAUUACAUGUCACCAGAACGAAUACGUGAACAAGGUUAUGAUUUUGCAUCAGAUAUAUGGUCACUUGGAUGUUUACUUUAUGAAAUGGCAGCAUUACAAUCACCGUUUUAUGGUGACAAGAUGAAUUUAUUUCGUUUGUGCCAAAAAAUUGAACAUGGUGAUUACGCUCCACUACCUAAAGAAAUUUAUUCAGCUGAACUUCGUGAAUUAGUCACUGUAUGUAUACAAAAAGAGCCAACGAACAGACCAUCUAUUACACAUAUUUAUAAUAUAGCUAAAGGGAUGCAUGAAUUACUUAAUGGAAAGAUUUCUAUCUCACCUUCAUGUUCUCAACUUGAUUGUCGACCAUCUUCAGCCAUUACAAAAUAAUUUUUUUCAUCAUUAUUUUCCUCUACAUCGAAUAUACAAUUGAUUCAAUAUAUUGUAAAAGAUAAUUAAAUAUCAUUUCAACGAAUUAUAUUUAUUGUCUUUCAAUCUUUUCUUAAAGGCCAUAAUAAUAACAAAUUUUUUUAGAAAAAAAAGCACACAACUGAAUAUGAAAAUUUGCCUAAUUGCUGUCUAAUACAGGAAUGUACAAUUAACAAUUUAUUUUUUAAAUAUUCUCAUACUACUGAAUUCAAAAUAAUAUUGUGCUGAUUCAAAUUCGGUUUGUUUGUUUAUUUAGAAGAGACAUUUUUCUUGCCUUUUCUUUUUUGUUUUCUUUAAUUAUUUUGUAUCAAAUAGUAGUAAUUCUAGUUUUGUAUUUAAAAAAAAAGAAAAAAGAAGAAAAAGAAAAACAAACAAACAAAACAAGAACAAUAAACUAAUUUGAACAGUUUCCAUUGAUUUAUGUAUAAAUUUAUUAUUCAUUAGAAAUAGUUUGCCAUAAAUGAUCAAUUUGUUUUCAUUUAUGAAAUUACAUAUCAUUUAUCUGUUAUGUAACAAAACUCUAUAAAAGCAUUAUUUACUUCCAUUAAUUCUUUCUGUAUUGUUUUGGUCUUGGUUUGUUUUGAGAAAUUACAUAAACUGAUUGCCUCCAAUAUUAUUCCAGUAAAUUUUGUUAUAAUUAAUUAUUUAAUUAAUUUUGCUUUCAUAUUAGAUUUAGAAAAUAUAAUUUUAUUCUUUGAUUAUAAUUUAUAAACUUAAUUAGUGUUUUCUUUAUGUAAGAAAGAUUAGUUCAACGAAGAGUUCUCUUUUAGAUGAAUUCAUUUUCAAAGCUGUACAAGUGCAAAUAUAUAUAUAUGUAUACUUAUUUUUACAGGAUGAUAAUAUUACUGAUAAUAAACUUCUGUUAGAUAUGAUGACAAUAAUGUUAAAUAUACAACGUUAUUUUUAUGGAGUUUUGUUCUCUGAACUGGAUAGUUUGGUUGUGGAGAUUUCAUCGUUCUUCUGAACGACAUCAUCAGCACAAAUUUCAGAUAGAAAUGAAGUGUUCGAGUUUCUCCAUAUGCGUUUCACAGCUUGUUCUGUACACCUCGAUGUUAAUUGGUUCUUAUUGACCUUAAAUCAACAUCGAGGUGUACAGAAUAAGCUGUGAAACGCAUAUGGAGAAACUCGAACACUUCAUUUCUAUCUGAAAUUUGUGCUGAUGAUGUCGUUCAGAAGAACGAUGAAAGCUCCACAACCAAACCAUCCAGUUCAGAGAACAAAACUCCAUAAAAAUCAUCCAUCUGAGCUACAAAUCUUCUCCAUCAACUCAAAGUUAUUAAAAAUUCUCUUAAAAAAACAAAGUUUACUAAUCGUUUGAUUGUUAAUGGCAUAAGUAUUCAUCAAAAGAUAGAUAGGGAAACGGAUAGCUCAGCAUGAUAAGAUAAAUAUUGAAAUCAAGAUUAAAUGUAAUGAGAAUGAUCGUGGAAACAAAAUGAAUCAGGGGUAGAAAAUGUAAAGAGAAGAUGGAGAGUGAAGCAGGUGGCUGUAAAGAAAGAAGAGUAUAAAAAAAUAAAAAAUUAUAAGAAGAGGUUGUACCAGUCGUUUUUGAACACACAAUUCUGGCUUUUCCAGAUGUAUGGCUAAUGCUUCGGCAAUGCAAAUGAGAUGCAGUCUAAUUGUUUUUGGGAGAUUUCUGCUUACCUUGUAGAUGACUUUGAACGCAGAGUCUAUCUUGAUUGAGUGACUAGUGUUCACAAGGUGUUCAAUUACUGAGCUUCUUAUUGAGCCGCUUCCUACUCUUUUUAGCCAUACCGGACAAUGUUCUUGAAUUCUUUUGGAUAAAGUAUACAUCGAACGACCUAUAUACCUAGCUCCACAUGAG